Acomys russatus (golden spiny mouse) is the source of this 1712-nucleotide messenger RNA. It is a transcript of the gene Ccdc90b, whose product is annotated as coiled-coil domain containing 90B. Gene Ontology annotation, cellular component: mitochondrion. The transcript has 9 exons. NCBI's taxonomy places the organism in Eukaryota, Metazoa, Chordata, Mammalia, Rodentia, Muridae. Bases 140 to 910 code for a protein of 256 amino acids. The record is from RefSeq and is a predicted model, not a curated record.
UCUCAAGUACGUGUUUUAGUGACAGGCCGGAAACUACAUUUCCCAGCAUCCUUAUGGAAAGAGAACUUCAUUGUACGAAAGCCUUUGCGAGAAUCAAUACGCUUUCCGCUUCCUCUUACUGACCCGGAGCUCCGAGAUUAUGAGGGGCCGCUGGAUUUGGCGGCUCCUGCGCCCUGACGGCUACGGGGUCCGGGGGACGUCAACUCCCCACGGGCGUCUGUCAUCCGCCCUGCGGAGAGGUUUCUUGACCACCACAACUAAGUCGGGUUAUGAUAGUAGGCCAGUGGACAUAACUCCUUUCGAACAAAGAAAAUUAACUUUUGAUACCCAUGCAUUGGUGCAAGACUUGGAAACUCACGGAUUUGACAAAACACAAGCACAGACAAUUGUAUCAGUACUAAGUAUGUUAUCAAAUGUCAGCCUGGAUACUAUCUAUAAGGAGAUGGUGACUCAAGCUCAACAGGAAAUAACAGUCCAACAGCUAAUGGCUCAUUUGGAUUCCAUCAGAAAAGACAUGGUCAUCCUAGAGAAAAGUGAAUUUGCAAAUCUGAGAGCAGAGAAUGAGAAAAUGAAAAUUGAACUAGAUCAAGUUAAACAGCAGCUGGCUCAUGAAACCAGUCGAAUCAGAGCAGAUAAUAAAUUGGACAUCAACCUGGAAAGGAGCAGGGUAACAGACAUGUUUACAGAUCAAGAAAAGCAACUUAUGGAAGCAACCAAUGAAUUUGCCAAAAAGGAUACACAAACCAAAAGUAUUAUUUCAGAGACUCGUAAUAAAAUUGACACUGAAAUUGCUUCCUUAAAAACACUCAUGGAGUCAAGCAAACUUGAAACAAUUCGCUAUCUUGCCGCCUCCGUGUUCACUUGCUUGGCAAUAGCAUUGGGAUUUUAUAGGUUCUGGAAGGAGAACUGACACGCCUGCUGUUGUUGCUGAUCCCUCCAUAAAAUAUACUUACUACAAAUUCUUCAAAGUACUUAUGGACUAAUAGCAGUGUCUUGGUAUUUAAUUUUUAUGUUGUAUGUCUUUACUAUGUUGAAAACCUGUCACUCAAAGCCUGGUUUGAGAUAGAAGGGCAUUUCGUCCUUAUUCUUUUGGUAACUAUAGCAACAAAAAUAGUUUUGUAUUUGGGCUUUGUAAAUGAAGUAGGAUUUGUUAUCAGAUUACAUACUUGAAAACAAUUUCAUCAUCUAUGUACUUACUAGAUUUUUACUUUCUAGGUUAUUAUUGUAGUUAAAUUUUAAAUAAAAUAAAACACUACAACAAAGUUGGUUGCCUUGGAAAAAGCUUUUUAAGAAUAAAACUUCAGUUCAAUUCAAAAUAAUCCUGUUAUUUUUAAGAAUACAGACUGUAUAGAGGAGAUAAGAGACAUCCUUGUGUGUAUUUGAAACAGGGUCUCAUGUAGUCCUGGCUGGCCUCAAAGGGGAUAUAGCCAAGAAUGACUUUGACUUUCCAAAAUGCUAGACAUAAAAUAAACAUGCAUAACCAUGCCCAAUUUUAUGCAGUGCUGGAUAUUUAACCUAGACUUUCAUGCACACUAGGCAAGCACUUUUCAACUGAUCUGCAUCCCCAUCCCAUCCAUGCCAUUUGUAGCACUUGCUUUAGACUUCUGACUAGCCUGAUCUGAUCUCAGCAAUCAGAUUCUUGGGACCAACAAGUGCUGCUGGUACCAGCUAGGCUGAAAUAGCCAUCGUACAGGAAGAAAGAGAAAUAGAGU